GCGGCGGCGGCGGCGAACGGGAAACCCAGCGGCUACUGCCUUGAGCCCGAGCAGUCGAGAUCGAGGCGUCCAGGCGUCGAUUACUGGGCCAGCCGGCCGUGUUUGUAGGAUCACACAAACAAACAGGCCCAAAGCAUCUAACCAAACCCAUCAACGUCAAGCAAACGUUUGCGACUGCGAGCACGCGGCGGUGGCAGGCGACGACUUCCAAGUUUGACGCCUUCCAGCAAUGGUGUUGCCCGAAGCCCACCCGACUCCUCCCUCCCAGUUCCAAUUCUCCUCGAUCCCACCAGUAGAACCCUCCGCUUGUUUCUUGCUCCUGGUUCUUGGAUCGCGGAACCGCUCCGAACCUCUUAUUGGAAUUGCGGAACCGCUCCAAAGCUGCAAAAGUUUGAUCUUUGCCAACCGCUUCGGGUUCUAAGUGCUGCCGAGUGGUUCUAGGCUCGAAAGAAGGCUCCGCCUGUAGUAGCCGUUCUUGUGAUGGGUUCCGGGAUUUGGGAUUUUAUUAGCGCCUAAACGAGUCCCCAGGAGCGUCUGCGGCGAGCUGGUUGCGAAAGGAGUUGGGCGCUGUUACAGGAAUCUACAGCACCGGCCUCCCACAAUUGGUGGACAGGUACCCAUUACUAUGGUGCAAAGCGGGAGAGUGGCCUACAGUGAGAGGAGUUGAGGAUCAAGUGGGAACAAAGGCAUAAAGCUGGAAAGUUAUCUUCACCAAGGUUAAGGUGUUUCCUAUAAGAGAGCUCAGAAAGGAGCUUGUUGCUGAAGCUAAAGAUACAAGGGAGGAGCCAUGGUGAAGAAGAAGCUGAAGAAACUGUAUGGCAGGGAUGCUCGGGAGUUCUUUAACCAGGUCAUGGUGGAGCAACCCUUGCUGCCCUUCCUGAUCCCGCUCGGCCUCUUUGCGUGGUUUGUCGAACGGUGGGUUGUGCCAUUCUCAAACUGGGUUCCCCUCGCUGCUGCUGUUUGGGCAACCAUUCAGUAUGGGAGGUUUAAGAGGAGGACAACUGUAGAAGAUUUGAACAAAAGAUGGAAGCAUCUUAUACUGAAUACAGCACCCACCACACCAAUUGAGCCUUGCGAAUGGUUGAACAAACUUUUGUUAGAAGUUUGGCCUAAUUACAUGGAACCAAAACUAUCGAAGAGGUUUCAGUCUACCGUCGAGAGACGUUUAAAGAAUCGAAAACCAAAAUUAAUAGAUAAAAUAGAAUUACAGGAAUUCUCACUUGGCUCUUGUCCACCUACCCUGGGAGAUCAGGGCAUGCGUUGGAUUACUUCUGGUGACCAGCAAGUCAUGCGCUUGGGAUUUGAUUGGAAUAGCCACGAGAUGAGUGUAAUGUUUUUGGCGAAAUUAGCGAAGCCACUGAUGGGGGCUUGUCGAAUUGUUAUAAACAGCAUUCACAUCAAGGGAGAUCUUCUACUAUUACCCAUACUUGAUGGGGAAGCUAUACUCUAUUCUUUUGAAUCAACCCCAGAAGUCAGGAUUGGGGUAGCAUUUGGAAGUGGUGGAAGCCAAGCAAUUCCUGGUAUGGAGUUACCAGGUGUCUCGACAUGGCUGGUGAAGCUUUUGACGGAGACCAUAGGGAAAACAAUGGUUGAACCUCGCCGGCUAUGUUUUUCUUUGCCAUCAGUAGAUCUACGGAAACGAGCAGUUGGAGGUGUUCUCUCAGUUACUGUUGUAUCAGCUAGUAACCUCUGUAAGAGCACAGCUAAUGAUAUAGGGAACCGCCAAAGCUCAAAUGGAGGGGCCGCGUACGGAAUUGCUGAUAACAAGGUAUCACAGACAUUUGUUGAGGUAGAAGUUGGCAAUUUGAUGAGAAAAACAAGUACCAGUAAGGGUCUAAAUCCUACGUGGAACAGUACAUUUAACAUGGUACUGCAUGGAGACACAGGCAUUGUCAAGUUUCUUCUGUAUGAAUUGGAUUCUGAUGGUGUCAAAUUCAAUUACUUGACAAGCUGUGAGAUAAAGGUCAAGUAUGUUCUUGAUGGUUCAACAAUAUUUUGGGCUAUAGGGCAUAAGUCUGGUGUUGUUGCAAAGCAUACUGAGCAUUGCGGACAAGAAGUUGGAAUGGUUGUUCCGUUUGAGGAUAUCAAUGGCGAGUUAACUGUAAGCCUUGUGCUAAAAGAAUGGCAGUUCUCUGAUGGGUCGGUUACAUUGAGUAAUUCUCUGGGCAAUGGACUUCAAAGCUCAUUUGAUGGAUCGAUAAAGCUUCAGUCCACAACAGGAAGGAGACUUAGGGCCAGAGUUGUUGAGGGUAGGGCCCUUACAGCUAACAGUAAAUCUGGAAAAUGUGACCCUUAUGUGAAACUCCAGUACGGAAAGGCUCUAUACCGAACAAAAACACUGUCACAUACAGUUCGACCAGUUUGGAAUGAUAAGUUUGAGUUUGAUGAGAUCUCUGGUGGUGAAUAUCUGAAGAUCAAAUGCUAUAAUGCAGAUAUGUUUGGUGAUGAGAGCAUUGGUAGUGCAAGAGUUAAUUUGGAGGGACUUCUCGAUGGUGCUAGCCGUGAUGUUUGGGUACCACUUGAAAAAGUAGAUGCAGGAGAGAUCAGGCUUGAAAUAGAGCCAAUAAAGAAUGAUCACAACAAUAGCAUGCAGAGCUCAAGCAGUAAAGCUGGAGCUGGUUGGAUUGAGCUAGUCGUAAUUGAAGCCAGAGAUCUAGUUGCUGCCGAUCUGAGAGGCACUAGUGAUCCUUAUGUCCGGGUGCAAUAUGGGAACAAGAAGAAACGAACCAAGGUCAUUUACAAAACUCUCUCUCCACAGUGGAGCCAGACAUUCGAGUUCCCAGAAACUGGAGAACCCCUGGUUUUGCAUGUGAAGGACCACAACGCCGUCCUUCCAACCGCUAGUAUCGGCCAUUGCACCGUUGAAUACAGCAUGCUGUCUCCGAACCAAUCCGCUGAAAAAUGGAUACCACUCCAAGGGGUAAAAAGCGGAGAAAUCCAUGUAAAGAUCGCACGGAGAGUAUCAGUACCAGACUCCGAGAAGAAAAACAUACUCGGGACAGAUCCAUCUGGCAAGGGACACAAGAUAUCGACACAGAUGAGAGACAGCCUGAAGAAAUUCACAGGCUUGAUCGACGACGGAGGUGACCCGGAGGCCCUGGCGCUGGCGGUGACAGAGAUGGAAGGCAUCCAGGGCGAGCAGGAAGAGUACAUAGAAACCCUGGAGCGGGAGAAGGCGAUGCUGCUGCACAAGAUACAUGAGCUUGGUUCCGAAAUCAUUAGGACAUCAUCUGGUCCUCCAAGGACGCGGUACUAGUUAGAUCUGCAAAUGCAACCCCACUGAACAUAUAUUUAUUUUUUGGGAAGGUGAAGACCUGAUUUGUACGUACGUAGAACUCUAUACCUGUGUAUAUACCAGUGAGCAGUACAGCUUGUAACUAGGCCAGAUGUGUAGAAAAGCACAGUUGGAUGUUGUAGUGCUAAAAUUUGCUCAAGCAUCAAAGAGGUGGAGCUUACAUAAGUUGCUCGACUUUGUACACACUCUGAUAAUUGUACCCAGUUGAUUCCUGAAAUGAUGUUCCAAUACUUAGGCCUUGUUUA
This is a messenger RNA of Sorghum bicolor (sorghum), 3540 nucleotides long. RefSeq names its product extended synaptotagmin-1. Bases 788 to 3256 code for a protein of 822 amino acids. The transcript is spliced from 15 exons. Gene Ontology annotation, molecular function: lipid binding. NCBI's taxonomy places the organism in Eukaryota, Viridiplantae, Streptophyta, Magnoliopsida, Poales, Poaceae. The record is from RefSeq and is a predicted model, not a curated record.